GGAGGCCGUAACUCUGUCCAGAGCCCUCAACAUUAACUUAAAACCAGCCGAAGUGGCUGUCUGUCAUUGAGCCGUCGUCAUGUCCGCGCUUAUUGGGUGAACCGGCUCUUCCAUCUUCCUCUCGACAUGCCACUAUCGUCGUCAGGUAUGGCUCGACCGUCCAUCGCCGAUUUGGAGGCAGCUGCGCUCUCUGUCAUCCACCUCCUACAGGGUGUGGCUGAGCUCGCCAACGUCCGGGUUGCUCUAGUGGGUGAUCUGGCCCUGAGGAAGUAUCUCGCAGAGCCGAGGCCUUCCGAGAGUAUAGAGUUCGUCAUCAACAAGGCGUCCCCAGGGUCAGUGAAGAAGGCCCUUUUGUCUCGUGCUCACGGGCAAAAGACCAUCGUUGAGAAAGGUCAGGGCGUUUUCUACAGACAUCCUACGGGUUGGGCAGUAGAAGUGAAGAUCACACCUGAGUGGCUUUGCCCUUACUUACCCGGCUCGGCUCAACCUCUCGGCGACAUCAAGGAGUUGCCGUACAUAUCUCUGCCGGACCUCGUCGUCUUCAAAGCCGACGCCUGCGGUCUUCAUGAAUCGGAUGCUAGCAAGCAGAGGGAGGCCCGGGACGCCUGUGCGCUUCUAGAGCUUGCCUCAGAGCACUCGGCUCUGAAACUAGAAGAAGAAAAGUUGCAGAAAAUAGAGGAGGCCCUCGACACGCUCGAAGAGUACUCGCCGCCAUGUUACGACAGACGAUGGUGGGAGAGAAGACUAGGCAAGCAAGGCGACAAGCGGCGCUCGGCCCAAGACAUUCUAUCAGAGCUUGGCGAAGGCUUGCGUCUCGAAGACGAGAACCGGCGCGCAAUGCGACGGUCGAGUAUCUUCUCCCUCAACAACACGCGGGGCUCCGAUACAUCGAUCAGCUCUGCAUCUUCGAUAUCGUCGCAGAAUACUACGCCUUUAUCCUCGCCGCCCCUCAAAAUGCGGCCAAGAAAGAUGAGCGUGAGCGGAACGUACCCGCGACCACGCAGACACACACAGGUAGCUACCGACCAGCCGCCUCUGUCGCCACUGGAACACUAUCCCGACAUACACCGGCUACACGCCGAAUCGAUUGAUGUCCGCGGGCGAAGCUCGCCAGGUAUUUCCUUAAUGAGAUUUCCGGGAAAGGGGGCUUGAACAUGGGGGCGGGUAAUGCGCGACCGGUUUAUGAGGUUUAGACUAAAAGUUGUUUGCAUUUGAUAUACCCCCAUAGAAUAUUGCUUUGGAUAUAUAUUA
This is a messenger RNA of Xylaria bambusicola, 1251 nucleotides long. RefSeq lists its product as uncharacterized. The record is from RefSeq and is a predicted model, not a curated record. The transcript has 2 exons. The coding region runs from base 127 to 1152 and encodes 341 amino acids. Lineage: Eukaryota; Fungi; Ascomycota; Sordariomycetes; Xylariales; Xylariaceae.